UAUAUGUAUUUAUAGAAAAUCAUUAGUAUAUUAUUUAAAGCUAUGUCUAUUGGUCUAUGGACAUUUUUGGGGUCAGUAUUAUGUGUGUUAAAGAUCAAUGGACUUUUGAUGAAUGUUACAAGAGGAUAUCGGGACUCAAUAUACACAAACAUUCAACAGAUACCAACUACUGCCCGUAUUGGUUUGAUAUGUGAUGAUGGAGCUAGGUUUUGCAGGUGUAAAAAAAAUACAAAUUAUGUCCGCGGUAAAUGUGUUAAGGAUCAUGAAAUAGUCGAAGACAGAUCCAGUUGCUAUCGUUUUGCUGAUGGAAAGUUCAUUAAACUCAUCAACACUACACGAUGUGCCGCCCAUCAUGAUAGAUGUAAUCUUGAAAUAAAAAUACAGGCUCCAAUUAAUGCUGAGCACACAAAAUGUCGACUGGUUUGGGAAACGUCUGCCGUUAGUAUCAGCGGUUUCGAGUGGCGUUCUUUUCAUGGGGAAGUAGUACCAGGAAUUCAACUGAACACCACAGUUUAUCCACCAACGUUACAGAUCAUCAAUGUACGUGAUUUCCUAUCCAAAUGGAAAGGUCACUUGAUCAGAUUUGAUAUAGAGUGUAGGAAUGAUAAUGGAAGUUCAGAACAUAAUUGUACACUAUUCAAGGUUGAAGGAACAGCAACCGAGGAAAUUCCAGAUCAAACAGCGAAUACUCCAUCUACAAUAUCAACGCUAAGUAUGAUGUCAUCGUCUCCGUCAUCAUUUCAUUCGGAGAAGCUAACAACUCCAUCGCAAAAACUAUCUUCAACGGAAAUAUCACCUUCAGAAAGGGACAGUCAAGAUGAAAACGAUGACGAUGAAAGCUCUCCCAUUUUAAUUCCUAUCAUCAUUUCAGCUUCCAUCUUGUUUUGUUUAUUGUUAGCAGCGACGGUGAUAAUAAUUGUUUGCAAACGACAACAAAAGAAGUUUGAAGGCGAAAACCAAAACGAAGAACAUAUUUACGAAGAAGCUCAUCCUGUAGAUAAAGGACCAGUAUCUCCUAUCUACAUGGACAUAGACAAUCUGACAAGAAGCAAGAGCAAGAAGAGAAACAGCAGCCGAAAGGCAAAUGGCAGUCAAACCUACGAUGAACCAAAAAAUCCCUUUUACCACACCCUGGAGAGAACAACAACAGAUCGUACGAAUGAUAAUAAUGGCAUUUAUGAAGAAAUAGACGAUAUACUAAAGUCACCUAGUCCUAAAUCAAAACCAAAGCAAUUUGAAGAAGAAAUGGAUGUUUAAUGGAUGUUUAAUUGGGACAUGUCUUACAUCAUGCUCAAACUACGGGUCGCUAUAAUAGACACUUUAAAUGAAGUGGAUUGCACGUUUUACUUUAACUUUACUUUAAACUAUGCUAAAAGAAGAAAAAAUCUUUCUUAAAAAC
Dendronephthya gigantea is the source of this 1399-nucleotide messenger RNA. RefSeq lists its product as uncharacterized. Bases 43 to 1257 code for a protein of 404 amino acids. The record is from RefSeq and is a predicted model, not a curated record. The transcript has 6 exons. NCBI's taxonomy places the organism in Eukaryota, Metazoa, Cnidaria, Anthozoa, Malacalcyonacea, Nephtheidae.